AGUGAGAUCAACACUCUACUUUCUCUGGGUAUUGUGUAUCACUAUUGGAUCAUAUUCUGAUCUCUUUUGACAAAUUUUGUCCAACCUGGCCAUAAAUUGUGACUGAACAUAAAUUGAUAAAAAUUUGAUAAAACUCUGACCGUGCAUCCUCGAAAUCUCACGUCUGGUAGUCAACACUUUUUGUGGGCAGCAGCAACAAUACAGUAAUGGCGAAUCUCUCCGAGAAAUCGGAUGCGUGCUUACUCAUUUCCAGCUCCAAAAUCGAAUCAACACUCUAUUCACAAAUUGAACCAACACACUGCUGACCAAUACACUCACUAUUUGGAUCCGUCGCAUACUCUGCAGAUCCACAGCUUUGACCAUCCAACUUUCUCACCUCAAACUUUGAGUUUGGAUUUUCUGGUUCCAGCCAGCGCAGCAUCGAACCGCCGGAAAAAACUUCAGCCUCCAAUUCGGAACGUUUCUGGUUGAAGGCAGAGACGCUGUUCUUCUUUGUUCCCGUUGCAUACAUAUCGGAAAUUGCCUUUGUGUUUGUGAAUGGCACAAAAUUCUGAGUCGUAGGGGAGGUUAACGGAUCAAUCCCAUAGCCCCACCCUUUACCAUAAUGUACCAACUUUGCUGGGACGGGAGGAUUACAGCACUGAACUCCUGCUGUUGGCAACCCUUGGCAUGGGAGAACUCCACUUGAUGGGUCACACUCGGGGACAACGCCUUGCCCAUAGGGCAGCAAUGGAUUUGUUGGCAUUGAGCUCCAGGCCUCCUGUAGCGCAAAAAAGUAUUUGGAAGCAUCAGCGUCGAAUGUACCCCUUAUGUUGACUAGUUCAAAAGCAAUGUAUCCAUCAGGUAUUCCAGGAGGUAAAGGGGGUAAAAGAAGAUCGUACGCCGAAUCUAUGCCCCCAAAGAGAGUGUUGUACUUUUGAUCAAAUUCCGCUUUGAUUUCAUCAAUAGGCGGAAUUGGAUUGAGAAUUGCUGUCGUUUUGGGAUCUAGGAAUCUGAAUUCAAGGUUGCCGUUAGGGGCAAAUGACGUAUUAUCCAAUUUACCUGUCGUUACCUUCGAAGUGAUAUCGUACCAAGUGGCGAACGCAGUCGCGAACGCUCGAGCGGGUAGAAAUGCAAUCACAGAGUCAAAAGAGGAUGUCGUAUCGAGAAUGAAGUAUCCAUCGUUAGAGGUAGAGGAACCAGCGUCCCAUGCACCAUCCAGAAUAGUCUAUGCAUGAGAUUAUAG
This is a messenger RNA of Pseudo-nitzschia multistriata, 1225 nucleotides long. The record is from the annotation of a GenBank genome assembly. NCBI's taxonomy places the organism in Eukaryota, Bacillariophyta, Bacillariophyceae, Bacillariales, Bacillariaceae.